UCUCUUGUUUCAAGCAUUCAUAACAUCGCGAUCACGAUCGAAGAGAAGAGACCCCAAAGAUCGCUUUGAAACCUCGAAGUGUCGCGUACAAAGUGUGAGAAGUAGUAGACGCAAACAGAAAAAUACUCAGACAACCAUACUGCAUAGUCUCGUCCGAUGCUUGGUCUUGGAGUUGGAGCUGUGUCUAUACGUAUGUUGAAAGAGUUUCUUGCUCGGCAACUAUUCUUCGAAAGCCAUACGCCAAACUUGCUUCGCGAGCUGAUUCAUAGACAUUCAGUCUUACUUUCACAUUCGUCGCGUUCGGUCGAUCUUACCGCGGGUAGUUGGUGUUUAUAACUCAAGUGCGCUGAUCGUUUGAUCGAUUAUAGAUCAUUUUUUUAGUGUACGUAUUGGGAUGACCGCCGACGCAUGAAAAGGAACCGUUCCCAAUCGGAAUAUGUACGCGGCCUGUCGUUUCUUCUGUGAGCAUGAUCUUGAAGGUCGCCGUACCGAUUUGCUGCAUGACUGACGACGCCCGACGAGACCGGUUUGCUGUAGCACGACGCGAGUGCAAAUGAGAGACUAGCUAUAGUAGGCCUGGGCAGCGUGUUGCUUGGCUUGCUGCGAUUAAUGUGCAAAUUGGAAGUGUUAUUAUACGAAAGAAAUACGAAUAAAAAAGUGAAUUAACGAUAGAGUGAGAGGAAAAAAUACAAGCAGGAAGCUGGCUGAUUGUAGAGAAGGCGACGACUGCGGCGUGUCCUGAACCAAUCGUUAAUGAUGUUCGGGCGACGAACCACUGCCGGUUUGUUGUGGGCUUCCGUUAUCAUCUUUAUCGGCGUAAUUCAGCUAACUAGCGCAGAGUAUAUUCCACCGGGGCCCAAGUACACGUGUCCGGAAAAAGCAAAGCUCAUCUACCCGUGCGUGUGCACUCGAGGAACGGACGAUGGCAUCUUCAUCAGCUGUGAGAACUCCAACCUGGCCAGCCUGUCGGUGGCAUUCAUCAAUCUGGCCAGCCUGAAUGUGCCCAUCGAAGAGCUACAUCUGAAGCGGUGCAAGAUCAGAAACCUCUUCGGCACUCUACUUCACAAGCUGAGCGUGAAGCGGCUUUACGUGCUUGAUACACCAAUCGCAAGUAUCAGAGAACAUGCAUUUUAUGGAAUUAACGAUACCCUGCUGGAAUUACACAUGGUCAAGAGUGAGCUGACGGCUUUCCCGGGAGAUGCGCUGAAAAUUCUAGGACAUCUGAAGGUACUGAACAUCGAUGGACACAGGAUCGAAAAUUUGCCCAAAGGUGUAUUCGGGGGAAUGACCUUCGAGGGCUCGCUGGAGAAGUUUCAUUUCAUCAAUGGUCUGCUAAGUGAUAUGGGUCAAGAUAUUUUCAUGUCGUUCAAGAAGAUCAGAACAUUGGACAUUAGUGGCAACCGUUUGGUGUCCCUGAAAAAGGGUCAAUUCAAGGGCCUCCGAGAGGCGGAGAUCCUGGAUCUGAGUCACAACAACCUUACCAAGCUGGAUGCUUCGCACGUUUCCGACCUCACCAAAAUGACCUGGAUCAAUGUGUCGCACAACGCACUGACCGAGAUCACGAGAGGUACCUUCGCUCGUAACGCAGUUCUGCGGGUGGUCAAUAUGGCGUUCAACAACAUCAAAAAGAUCGAUGCCAACACUUUCCGAGGAAUGAGGUUUUUGCGAAGGUUGUACCUGCACGAUAACAUGAUCUCCGAUGUUGGACGAGGAACUUUUGGGUCGGUAACGCGAAUCGGAACAAUCGAUUUGGCCCGAAAUCGGAUCAAGAAGGUGGACUACCAGAUGUUCUUCCAGUUGAAUUAUGUUGAGAUCAUCAACUUGGCUGAAAAUGAGAUAAUUGAAAUACAGAAGGAUUCCUUCAAAGAUCUAUACCUCACACACAUCAACAUAUCCUACAACCGGUUAGAAACCAUAGAACCGAAAUCGUUCAUCAAUUGUGCUAACAUGACCGUUCUGGAUUUGUCUCAUAAUUUGAUCAAGAGCAUUCCUCGUAACGCCUUCGAUGAAACGACAUACGCCUCCGAAUGGAUACUCACACACAAUCUACUCACCAAUAUGUCGCAAAUUCCUCUAUCCAACAUGACCGGCUUACGUGUGCUCAACGCUUCAUACAACAACAUCAUUGAUAUUCCAAAGAACACCUUUCCCAAACUCUACGAACUGCAUACGAUCGAUGUUGCGCACAACAACAUCUCCCACAUCUACAACGCUGUCUUCCAGAAUCUGCUCUCUCUACGAAUACUAAAUCUGAGUAACAACGCUUUGGAGAAGAUCGGGCCGUCAACCUUCGGAACGCUACACACACUGCUCGAAAUGGACCUCAGCAAUAACUACCUCAAAGACAUAACCCGUGGAGCGCUCGCCAAAAUUAGCGGUCUGCGAUUCCUCAACAUGGCUCACAACAAACUGGAGCGACUUUUCCAAAUCCCGAUCUCACUGAACAGUCUCAACCUAGCCUACAACGAAAUUAGCGAAAUUCCCGACAAAACGUGGCCCACCAUGAACUCGCUGCUUACUCUCGAUCUCAGCUAUAAUAAGCUCCAGAACAACCUCCAGCGUGGAAGUUUCUCCGGACUACUUACUCUACAGCAUCUGAACCUGGAGGCCAACGAAAUAUCCGAAAUUCCUCGGGAUAGCUUGGCAGACCUGGGAACCAUGCAGUAUCUCUACCUGAAGGAUAAUAACAUAUCGACCUUGACAAAAGCAGCCUUCGGUAAUCUACCGAUCCUGUUCGAACUGCAGAUUAUGAACAACGGUCUGAACCACGUAAGUGAAAGAGCUUUCGACGGCCUUCUGCAGCUGUUGAGUCUGAACAUGUCCAACAACUUGCUCCGGUCCAUCCCGAAUGACGCUUUUCAUGGGUUGGUGUCCCUGCGGAAGUUGGAUGUUUCCUACAAUCUACUAAGUACUUUAGAUAAUAAGACCAACGGAUUGCUGGACGACUGUCUGAGUUUGGAGGAGAUCGACCUGAGUCACAAUCGAUUCAGUUUUGUAACGAAGAAGACCUUCCCCUCCAAUCCGUACAUUCCGUAUCGAUUGAGAAAGAUCAACUUGAGCUACAACACAAUGUCGAUAGUGACCCACGAUCUAAAAUUGGGCACCAAAACGGUGACGGACUUGAACUUGUCUCAUAACAACAUCAAAGACGUUCGACAGGGAGUUUUUGGAAACUUGACGUCGCUCCAGAAGUUGGACAUGUCCCACAACGAGCUGGUCAAGCUGGAAAGUACCGUGUUCAACAUGCCGGAGAACUUUACCGAACUGAUCGUGCACAACAAUCGCAUUUGGAAUGUGAGUUACGAUAGCUUGCUAAAGUUGAAGCACUUGAAGAUGCUGGAUCUGAGGGGGAAUGAGAUUCGCACGUUCGAAGCGGAAGUGGUGGAUAAGAUGAGGACGUCCAAUUUGAAGGUGUUGUUUGAAGGAAACCCUCUGCAUUGCGACUGCUACACCCGUCCGUUGUUCAACUACAUGAGAACGAUGCCAUCGCUUCCGGAAGCUUACCAGAACAUCCGUUGCGCUGAACCCGCUUCCGUUUCCGGCACCCCUCUGUUCAACAUCAGUGACGAGCUGCUCGUGUGUGUUCCUGCUUCCGAUAAAGAAAUCUAUCAGCUACUGCCCGAUCUGCGGUUCCGUGAAGUUUCCUAUUUCCGCGGUCAACUGAUAGUCCAUUGGUACGUGACCACCACCAAAGAUAUUGGUGAUUUCUACGUGUACAUCCGAGAUCGACAGAACAACAUCAUAUUCGAACAGGUCGUGGCUUACACUAGCCGUUUAACCGCGAUUAAAGGGGCUGACAUAAAUCCGCAGAGCUCGUCGUCCCCCUUGGAGCUGUGCGUGCUGGCCAAGAGCAGUAGCGAGGAGAUCAACUUCCUCGAUUCGCAGUGCGUCCAUCUGCCGGAGGAUCUCGACGCGGUGAAGCUUAAGUACAACGAACAAUACAACUACAAACUGCCGCUUAGUUUGACGGGUGACCGAGGAGGGCGCUCCAGUAGCUGUGAUAAUGCUGUAAAUAGAUUAGUGAUACUAGUAAGCGUGAUAAUCGGAGGAUUGCUGCCCAGGUGGGUUCGAUGAUGACCCCGCAGCGAGAAAAAUAAAACUUACAAUUGUUUAUAUGUAAUGAUUUUUUGUAAGACUUUUCUGUAGAAAUCACGAGAUAAAUAUUUAUUAGACAAUUGA
Aedes aegypti (yellow fever mosquito) is the source of this 4179-nucleotide messenger RNA. It is a transcript of the gene conv, whose product is annotated as chaoptin. Gene Ontology annotation, cellular component: extracellular matrix. Lineage: Eukaryota; Metazoa; Arthropoda; Insecta; Diptera; Culicidae. Gene Ontology annotation, molecular function: protein binding. The record is from RefSeq and is a predicted model, not a curated record. The transcript is spliced from 8 exons. The coding region runs from base 754 to 4074 and encodes 1106 amino acids.